UGUAAAGCAUCAAAAAAUAAAUUAUAUCAGGAAAAGUCAAAAAUCAAGAAAAUUUUGAUUUCAGUUUAUUAUAGGAGUUUUUUUCUGGAUAAUGUAUCAGCCCAUCACCAUGAUAAUAUCCUAGAUCAAAUGUGUUUGAGUAAAUAGACGAAUUGCAAGUAGUUUCAACAAAUUAGUGAUGGAUGUCGAGACAGAUGGAAGGAUUUCCCGAUCCCGCAGCCCAUCUGUAGCAUCGGAGUCGAAGAUGUCUCGCGGCACAUCUCGUUCCCGCUCCCGGUCUCGAAGCGCCUCGCCCAAAAGCAGGUCCCGCAGCGGGUCUCGGGCUAAGUCUAGAUCUAGAUCCAGAAGUGGUUCAGCUAGAUCAAGAUCCAGCAGCAAAUCAAGAUCGAGGAGUGGUUCGGCUAGAUCGCGAUCGAGAAGCAAAUCUAAAUCAAGAUCACGAAGCGGCUCAGCACACAGAUUAAGGUCUAAAAGAGGCUCGCCGGCUAAGUCAAGGAGCGGUUCGGAAGGGUCGCGGUCGAGGUCUAGGUCGCGAAGCAGAUCAGCUGCUAAGUCUAGGUCUAGAAGCAUCUCCCGCAAAUCCAAGUCGCGCAGCAGAUCUAGGUCAAGAAGUGGAUCUGCAAAGUCUAGGUCUCUUAGUAGGUCGCGUGCAAAGUCUAGAUCGCGAAGUAGAUCCGGCAGCGGGUCGCCGAGACGAUCCCGAUCCAAAAGUAGGUCUCCGGAUAAGUCUCUGGAGACUUCAACAGAAUCUAAGCCAAGAAGUGGUAAGUCUCCGAGCAAGUCUCCUGCCAAAUCCAAAUCUAGAAGUAGAUCUCCUGAAGAUGACAAAGCGAAAAGCAAGUUGACUGAGAACAUGGACGUGGACGAAGAAGAGACUCGAGGUCGCAAGAGAAAACGUUCAGGUUCCGGUUCUGACUCGCCAGCCAAAUCUCGCUUAAAACAAUCAAAAUCACGUUCUAGAUCUCGCUCCAAAUCUCGCUCUAAGUCACGAUCCAAAUCUCGUUCUCGAUCUCGUUCCAAGUCCCAUUCCAAAUCUCGUUCCAGAUCGCGUUCUAAAUCCCGUUCAAGGUCUCGUUCCCAUUCACGACCUAGAUCUCGUUCCAAGUCGAGAUCUAAAUCUCGAUCUAAGUCUAGAUCCCAUUCCCCGUCCAGACUGCGUAUACGUUCGCUAUCCAGAUCCCGUUCUAAAUCUGUAUCCAGGUCUCGCUCUCGAUCAAAAUCACACGCAAAGUCACGAUCUAGGUCAAGAUCCCGUUCGGACAAGUCACGACGCUCGCGGUCAGGAUCGGCUAAAUCACGACGCUCACGGUCCGGAUCGGCCAAGUCACGACGGUCGCGGUCCGGAUCGGCCAAGUCA
Molecule: messenger RNA, 1357 nt
Organism: Papilio polytes (common Mormon)
Lineage: Eukaryota; Metazoa; Arthropoda; Insecta; Lepidoptera; Papilionidae
Product: serine/arginine repetitive matrix protein 5-like
Exons: 4
Source: RefSeq, a predicted model, not a curated record